UCUGUUGAGGUGGCGAGCUUCAGGGUUUGCGCGAGUUUUCGGCGGGUUAUUAUAAUAUAUAAUAUAUAAUAUAUUAGUUGAAGUAGUAACUCAUGGUUAGGUUAUAGUUGGUAAUUAGUGUUGACCUGCUUACGUCUGUUUUGCUGCUUUUUAAACUAUAAAGGAGCUUGAAGAAAUUAAAGGCGCGAGAUAUGGAGAUAACUGCAGACAGAGCUGUAAAUCAAGACUGGGGCUGUAAUGAGAUUCUUCAGUUCAACCAGUUUGACGGUCUUCCUUUUUCCUCACGGUAUUAUACACUGCUAAAGGAGAGAAAAGCUCUUCCAGUUUGGGGAGAGAAAUGUGAGUUCAUGGACUAUAUCACUAAUAACCAACUUGUGAUUAUCAGUGGCACAGCAAAAACUGGGCAAAGUACUCAGAUCCCACAGUGGUGUGCCGAGUUCUGCUUGUCUGUGCAGUACCGGCACGGCAUGGUGGUGUGCACUCAGAUCCACAGGCAGACCACAGUGGAUCUUGCCCUCCGUGUGGCCGAUGAAAUGGAUGUGAACAUCGGCCAUGAAGUGGGAUACGUUAUCCCUUUCCAGAACUGCUGCGCUGCUGACACGGUGCUUAGGUACUGCACUGAUGACAUGCUGCUUUGUGAGAUGAUGUCAGACCCUCUGCUGGAGCAGUAUGGUGUGGUUUUGAUCGAUCAGGUUCAGGAGCGCACGGUCAGCACAGAUCUCCUGCUCGGCCUGCUCAAAGAUGUGCUGUUGGCACGGCCUGAGCUUCGUCUGGUCAUCCUCACUGCACCUCAGUCCUCUGACAAGCUGCUGCACCAUUACAGAAACGUGCCCUUAAUCAAGCUUGAGGCAGAACAACCAUCUGAAAUAGUGUAUGGCACCGGGAGGGGAGGUGUGAAAGACUAUUUGUACGCCUCUCUUCAGUUGGUUAUGGAAAUCCAUCAGUCUCAAGAGCAUGGAGAUAUUAUAGUGUUUCUGGCUACUGAGCAAGAGAUUGAAUGUGCUCAUGCCAUCUUGAGGCGGGAAGGAGCCAGGGUAGCUUCUUCACAAGGGGGGCUCAUGCCUUUGUCGGUCUGUCCAGAGCAGAAGGACAAUCUGCCUGUGCUUACAGAAGAGGAGGGCAGGUUCAGAAGAGUUUACCUCACUUGCGGUCCAACUGAAGAUCUAUUCUGGGCCAUGCAUUACAUUCGCUUCAUAAUUGAUGCUGGAGUACAAAAAAGAUAUGUCUACAAUCCUAGAAUCAGAGCUAGUUCUAUUGUUAUUCAACCAAUUAGCAAAAGCCAAGCCGAAUGCCGCAAACAGCUGAUUGGUCCAACAGGGAAGUGUUUCCGUUUGUACCUGGAGAAUACGCCACUUCCAAAUGAGAAUGUGCCUCACAUCCUGGAGUCUGACAUCACUUCCACUGUGCUUUUCCUUAAGAGGAUGGAAAUCGCUGGGUUGGGCCACUGUGAUUUCAUCGAUAGACCAGACCCUGAGGGCCUCAUGCAGGCUUUAGAAGAGCUGGACUACUUAGCGGCUCUGGAUAACGAUGGCAAUCUGUCAGAGAUUGGAAUAAUAAUGUCUGAAAUUCCUCUGGAGCCCCAGAUGGCUAAGACUCUUCUAGCUUCCUGUGAAUUUGACUGCGUGAGUGAGGUGCUCACCAUUGCUGCCAUGCUAACAGCUCCAAGCUGUUUCUUGGUCCCUACUGUGGAGUUCAAGCAGCAGGCUUUCAAGUGCCAUCAGAGUUUCUAUCACACUGAAGGAGACCACUUCACCCUCAUCAAUCUGUACAAUGCCUACAAACAGAGCCAGCAUAGCUUGUAUCGCAGCACCGAGCGCUGGUGUAAUGAGCAUUUCCUGAGUUUAAGUGCUCUUCAGAUGGCUGACGCAGUUCGAACAGAGCUCACUGAGAUUCUGAAACGGUUAGAGCUGCCAGUCUCUUCUCCAGCCUUUGGCUCCAAGACAAACUUCAUGAACAUCAAAAAGGCUCUGCUAGCUGGCUUCUUCAUGCAGGUGGCCAGGGACAUCAGUGGGACAGGGAAUUACUUCAUACUUACUCACAAGCAUGUCGCUCAGAUUUAUCCUCUCUCUGUCUAUGGAAUCGAGUCAUCCAAGCCAAAACUUCCUGAGUGGGUUGUAUAUCACAAGCAUACGCUGUCUGAGAAUAACUGCAUCAGAACUGUUACCCAGAUUUCAGCAGACGAGUUCAUCCAGAUGACCCCUCAGUAUUUCUUUUACAACCUGCCCUCUAGUGAGAGUAAAGACAUACUUCAGCAUGUUAUAAUGCGUGGCUCAGCAGCACCAGGGGAAUGCAAAAAUAAAGCACAAACCUUCAACAAAAGCGCCAGUGAAGAACAGUCCUAUGAGCGUUGUGUCAUACAGUGAGCAGGGUGUAUCACACCAUAGCCUCAAAUACAGGGUAAAAAAUGUACAGGGUUUAAGUCACUUGUGUAGUGAUGCAACAUUAUAUGGCUGAACUCAAGAUAGUUUGAAGCAAUAAUAUAUGGAUGUCAAAAUCAGCAUCUUAGUACAAAGUAAUGCUGUGGGAUUAACUGAUAAGUAUAAAGAAACAUGUAUUUAAAUACUGCUGUGCAGUGAUUACAGCAGAUAGCUGUAUGUGAAACUCUAGUGACUGGAAUGAGAUCUAAUAAAGCUUUUGAUUAUGCUUUUUGAAUAAAAACUACAAUGUUGUUCUUGUCAACAGUAUUAGAUACAGGGUUUAUUGUCAAUGACACUAAAAAUGGAGAUUCAAUUAAUAUGUAUGUCAUGUUCUGUGAACCAAUUCAUUUAUGUAUUUAUCUGCUCA
Tachysurus vachellii is the source of this 2784-nucleotide messenger RNA. It is a transcript of the gene dhx32b, whose product is annotated as DEAH (Asp-Glu-Ala-His) box polypeptide 32b. Gene Ontology annotation, cellular component: spliceosomal complex; intracellular anatomical structure. Gene Ontology annotation, molecular function: RNA binding. The record is from RefSeq and is a predicted model, not a curated record. The coding region runs from base 192 to 2363 and encodes 723 amino acids. The transcript is spliced from 11 exons. Lineage: Eukaryota; Metazoa; Chordata; Actinopteri; Siluriformes; Bagridae.